AACUCAACGAGCACACUUCACGGUUUUGCUGGCCAAUCAGAGUGCUCUAUCCAAGCUGACGUGGAUGGAAUUCAUUGGCGCUUAGGUCCGACGUCACCAGUUUACCGGGCUACCGGCCCGUCUUUUCAUUCAAGCAAGUAAUGUUACAGUACAGUCAACCUGUCAGUCCCUAUUAAACAUGGCGGCUUACCUAAAGGCUCUGACGACCGUGUCUAGAAGUACAGCUGCUGUGCUGUCGCGAAACCCCGCAGUGCUCUCACCGGCCGCCGUCUGCCAUCACAGACUGCAACAGAGGAAGUAUGCCACAAAGCGCAUCAAGGCGGAUCAGCCGGUGGUGGAGAUGGACGGAGAUGAGAUGACUCGCAUCAUAUGGGAGUUCAUCAAAGAGAAGCUCAUCCUGCCCAAUGUUGAUGUUGAGCUGAAGUACUUUGACCUGGGUCUGCCUUAUCGUGACCAGACAGAUGACCAGGUCACCAUUGACUCUGCUCUGGCAACUAUGAAAUACAACGUGGCUGUCAAGUGUGCCACCAUCACCCCUGAUGAGGCCCGAGUUAAGGAGUUUAACUUAAAGAAGAUGUGGAGGAGUCCUAACGGAACCAUCAGGAACAUCUUGGGUGGCACAGUUUUCCGUGAGCCAAUCCUUUGUAAAAACAUCCCUCGUCUUGUUCCCGGUUGGACACAAGCCAUAACAAUCGGCAGACAUGCUUUUGGCGAUCAGUACAUGGCCACAGACUUUGUUGUUGACCGGCCUGGCAAGUUCAAGAUGGUGUUCUCCCCAGCUGAUGGAAGUAAGCAGAAGGAGUGGGAGGUGUAUGACUUUCAAGGAGGGGGCUGUGGGAUGGGAAUGUAUAACACUGAUGAGUCCAUCACCGGGUUUGCUCACAGCUGCUUCCAGCAUGCCAUCCAGAAGAAGUGGCCUCUGUACAUGAGCACCAAGAACACCAUCCUCAAGGCCUAUGACGGCCACUUCAAAGACAUCUUCCAGGACAUCUUUGAGAAGAAGUACAAGCCAGAGUUUGACAAGCUGAAGAUCUGGUAUGAGCACCGUCUCAUUGACGACAUGGUGGCCCAGUUCCUGAAGUCCUCUGGAGGAUUUAUUUGGGCCUGCAAGAAUUACGAUGGAGAUGUGCAGUCGGACAUUCUGGCUCAGGGUUUUGGUUCUCUAGGCCUCAUGACAUCGGUACUAGUGUGCCCUGACGGCAAGACUAUCGAGGCCGAGGCUGCCCACGGCACCGUCACCAGGCACUACCGUGAACACCAGAGGGGAAGACCAACCAGUACCAACCCCAUUGCGAGCAUCUUUGCUUGGACCAGAGGAUUGGAGCACAGAGGCAAACUGGAUGGAAAUCCUGAUUUGAUAACGUUCUCCCGGACGUUAGAAAAAGUCUGUGUGGAAACUGUGGAAAAUGGUGUGAUGACCAAGGACCUCGCAGGCUGCAUCCAUGGCCUGGCCAACUGCAAGCUGAAUGAACAUUAUGUCAACACGUCAGACUUCCUGGAUGCUAUCAAGACCAACCUGGACAAAUCUCUGGGCAAAUGAAGAACACUCGGAAAAGACACACUUGCCAAUGUAGAGACAAACCCUGUCUGUAGAUUUUUAGCUCGUUUUUUUACCCUUCGUUUGUAUGAGCCUUUUGUAUCCAAUUUUUGAAGGAACCAAGUUUGCUAUUUUUAGUGCCAUUUUUUUGUAUUUGUGUAUAGCUCACUGACACAUCACUGUGCUCAUGGUCCUCUGCCUUUCCUGUUGCGGUCCACUUUUGUAUUGAACAGUUAAGUGAUUGCACUGUAAGAGUAAAUAUUAAUGCUAACUUAUAAUGGCUAUUUCAAAGAAGUUUCAGUCUUUCACAUUUAAUUAGAAAGUAUCUUCAGGGAACAGUAUGUACCAACAAGGACAAUGUUUUGCACUAUCAGCAUGAAUAUUAAAAAGAAAUAGUGAUUGCUAAUCACUCAAUAACGAGCAGCA
Siniperca chuatsi (mandarin fish) is the source of this 1963-nucleotide messenger RNA. Its product is annotated as isocitrate dehydrogenase [NADP], mitochondrial-like. Bases 179 to 1540 code for a protein of 453 amino acids. NCBI's taxonomy places the organism in Eukaryota, Metazoa, Chordata, Actinopteri, Centrarchiformes, Sinipercidae. Gene Ontology annotation, biological process: isocitrate metabolic process. Gene Ontology annotation, molecular function: magnesium ion binding; isocitrate dehydrogenase (NADP+) activity; NAD binding. The transcript is spliced from 11 exons. The record is from RefSeq and is a predicted model, not a curated record. Gene Ontology annotation, cellular component: mitochondrion.